AAGUCUCCAUCUUUGGCAACUGAGCACUCGUUCUUGUCUUUUCAAAUAUUUGGAUCGAGUUGGAAGUGGGGUUAGGGUGCUAGAUCAUUCAUUGCAAGGGUUGUCGGUGGGGGUUUAAGACGAAGAAGAAGAAGAAGAAGAAGUAAAAGAAGAACAAGGGAAUUGGAGGAUAUGUCUCCGUCGAAUGGUAAUGGUAAUGGCAGUGGAGGAGGAAAUGGGGCGAACUAUAUAGAGCACCAAGUAUCCAAGUUGGACACCCUCGCCGGUGUAGCCAUCAAGUACGGUGUUGAGGUUAAACCAGUAGUUUUGCAGUCAAGUUUUGUGUUUUGGAACUUGGGAGAUCAAUAGUGCUGCUCAAGUUUUAAUGCAAUCGGUAGCUGACAUUAAAAGGAUUAAUGGCCUGGCCACAGAUUUUCAAAUGUUUGCUUUGAAGACAUUGCAAAUACCAUUACCAGGAAGACAUCCACCAUCUCCCCUUGUGUCAAAUGGGUCUGCUUCUCCAGGGCUCCGAAGACAACCCAUCAGCUUCCUGACCUUUGCUUUCUUCAAGAUUGUUUUAAGAGAAAACAGCUCCAGAAAAGCACCCCCGUGCCUGGGACAAUCUAACAUGCUGGGAUCAUUACAGUCCUUAAGAGUGAAAGCACCUCAAAAGAGGGUGUCUCCAGCCAUGAGCACUUUACAGAAUUACUAUAAUCUGAAAUCUCCAAAUUUCAAGGGUGCAGCUCAAGGCACAGAGAUGACAGUCUACAAAACCGAAAGGUCAGACUUCUUUGAUGAUGGGCUGCUGCCCAAAGCCUCACCAAUUUCUGAUACACCUUCAAAUUGCUGUCAGAACUCCAGAAACUCAGAUAAUGGUUACUUGCCUGAGAAUGGUGUGGUGACUGAGCAUGUGCCUUGUGCUGACCCUGGAGAUGGGGACGGUGAGAAAUCUGAUGAAAAGUAUGUCCGAAGGCGUUCAAAACCUGAGGUUGAUACCAGAGGUGGAACACCAGAAAGGUUGUUGAAUGGAGAAAACAGUGGUGGGAGCAGCGGCUUCUCAGUUUCUAUGGGUAAAGGUUUAGCAAUGAGGCCCAAAUCAGCAAGCCGAACAACAUUAGUUGAUUCAGAGUCAGGAUGGUUGAGUUCUAUUCCAGUGGUGCUGGGAGAUUCCAUUAUAGCUGAUGGGCCAGCUGCAGUUCGUAAAUCAUCAAGCACAUCAAGCCUGAAAGACCAGGAAACUAACACCUCAACCUCUGCUUGGCCAACUUCUAAGUGGAGCUUAAAAACAGACUUGCAAGCUCUAUCAGCUGCAGCCAUCACCAGGCCAAUUUUUGACGGCUUACCAAAACCAAUAUGUGGCCGUAGGAAUAAGGCUGCCCUUGAUUAGCAUCAAGCAUUUGCAGUAUGCGCAUUUGUGGAACCAGUUUGUUUCUUUACUACAAUUUAAUGCACGGAAAUUUCUGAGUCAGAAAGACAGAUACAUCAUAUAGCUGCUUGGAAAGGAAGAAAAUGUUCAAGAAAGGAAAAGGAAGACAGGUAAAUAUAUAAUACGAUCCUUGGAAAUCUAUUCAUUUAUUAGUGAUUAGCCAUUGUUCUUUGAGAAUGACAUUGAUAGUCUGAAGCAAUAAAUAGCAGUUUUAGGGAAGUGUUAGUCAAAUUAAUUCACUUCGUUUCUAAAAGUGCACCUCAACACAAUUGUAUCAUUGAAUGCAUAUUGGCUAUCUCAUUGAGAAGAUUGUAUAUUGUUAUAAAUAAUACUUGGAAGACGCUAGUUUUCUAAUGAAAGUGCCUUUGGAUGAUAACAUCCAUAGAUGUCAAAUGUCCUUGGCAUCUAAA
Molecule: messenger RNA, 1815 nt
Organism: Juglans microcarpa x Juglans regia
Lineage: Eukaryota; Viridiplantae; Streptophyta; Magnoliopsida; Fagales; Juglandaceae
Exons: 5
Coding region: 365-1366 (333 amino acids)
Source: RefSeq, a predicted model, not a curated record